UUUUGCUUGUUUGACACAAAAAAAGAAGAAAAAAACAGACGCCGGUUUCUAAACGUUUUGCCACAAAAAUUCAUAAAAAUCUAUUAAAACCAAUAAAAUUUUGCGGAAUUCCCAGUCGAAAACUGCGUCAACAUGUCUUUCAAAGGCAACACCAAGGUCCAAAAGGUAAUGGUACAACCCAUUAACCUGAUCUUUCGUUAUUUACAAAAUCGUUCCCGCGUUCAAGUGUGGCUGUAUGAAAACAUCAAUUUACGAAUUGAGGGACACAUUGUGGGAUUCGAUGAAUACAUGAAUCUAGUGCUGGACGAUGCCGAAGAGGUGUGGGUCAAGACCAGAACACGCAAAAACCUUGGACGCAUUAUGCUUAAGGGUGACAAUAUAACUUUAAUACAAAAUGUCAGUCCCUCCAAAGAUUGAGGUUAGAUUUGGACAUCAACAAUAGCAGCAGCAGCAUCAGGCAGUUGGUUUGUUUGUAUGGAUUAAUGGAAGACAGUUGCUGCCGGAGUCUGUUUUUAUAGACUUUUAGUUUAAGUUUUAAUUUAUACUUAAAGAAUAUUAACUGAAAUUUUUGUCCUUAUUAUUUCUAUAACAAAAAAAUAUAUAAUUAAGAAUUUUUCUUUUAUAAAACAAGAAAAAGCUCAGGUUUUAAUAAAAAAUUGUAGGUAUAAAUUUAUCUUUUAUACUUGAAACUAGAAGACAACUAUAAACAACAGCAUUUAACAUAAUGAAUUUCCAAAAUAUUUCUAAAAAACAGUUUGAAUGUAAACUAAAAUUAAUUACA
This is a messenger RNA of Lucilia cuprina (Australian sheep blowfly), 781 nucleotides long. It is a transcript of the gene SmE, whose product is annotated as probable small nuclear ribonucleoprotein E. The transcript has a single exon. Bases 133 to 417 code for a protein of 94 amino acids. NCBI's taxonomy places the organism in Eukaryota, Metazoa, Arthropoda, Insecta, Diptera, Calliphoridae. Gene Ontology annotation, cellular component: precatalytic spliceosome; U4 snRNP; U1 snRNP. Gene Ontology annotation, molecular function: RNA binding. Gene Ontology annotation, biological process: mRNA splicing, via spliceosome; spliceosomal snRNP assembly. The record is from RefSeq and is a predicted model, not a curated record.